Molecule: messenger RNA, 1680 nt
Organism: Seminavis robusta
Lineage: Eukaryota; Bacillariophyta; Bacillariophyceae; Naviculales; Naviculaceae
Source: the annotation of a GenBank genome assembly
AUGAAGCUCACUGUUUCCCUUCCGCCGGUUCAGGAUCGAAUUAUUUCCGCAAGUAAGACGCCCGUCAUCGAAGACGGUCAAUUAGUCAACGUUAGGAUCAAUGUAAGCCACAAAAUUACGGAUGAUUCCAUGCUAGAGUUUUUCGACGCGAAGGAUGCCAAGGUUAUCACUGAAAUACCCGAAUACCAGAUUGAUUCUACUGUCAUGGAUGUGUUAAAGGACUCCAAGGCGUCGGAAGAGGAGCUAAGGGAUGCAAUUUUCACCAACUUUUCUAAAAGCCAAAAGAUAAAGUUUGCCAAAUCAUCGGAUUCAAAAAAGUAUGAUAAGAGGGGCUCGCGAAAGUAUGCCGAGGAGCAACUUAACAAAGUCUUGUCUGACUUUGGACAGGAAAUCAACGUUGAGCAAGGGAAUAUGGAAAAAUACAUGCGGGGACUGGCAGUCACUACUACAGCGAGACCAGACCUUGUGCCGCGAGAUGAUCGGGAUCCUACCUACCCGCAACUGACAAUGGGAGAAUUCAAGAACCGCGACAACUACAAAGAAGAAAACGGCCGAACUCAGUGCCUAAUGUAUUUGCUUGCGAUCUUGUACUGGCUAAGAGCGGUCGCUGGAAAGCCUGUGGAAUCAGUCUAUGGGUUCUAUUUUUGCGGUUGCCGUUGUUCUGACCAAAAUAAUGGAAAAACUUACUCGGUUGGACUGCUGAAACUAUCCUCCCCACAGAAUCUUGGAGACGAGCUUUCUGCCUACUGCUUGCGUUCUACACAUUUGGUGAAGGACCCGCUCCCGCUACGUGUGCUCAUUCAUUUUUUAAAGAAAGGCAAACGGUGGACGACGAAUGAGGCAUUGACAGCACGUCUCAAGGACUUGUUGCAAGCGGGAAAAUACUUCAACUUGAAGCAGUCGAGGCGCAGGGCAUGGAAAGAAUACUGCGAAAAGCUUUGCAUGCAUGUGGAUAAAGAUAACUCGGGGGCUGGCUACUACUAUCUCAAAGUUCGAACAAAAAAUUCCCCAUGGCAGAGUCGCCCAAUGGGAGCCAUGGAUGAUGCGUGGGACCUACUCGUUAACGACUUCCAAGAUACCUACAUUGACCGUCCUUUUGUUGACGAAGCAUUUGGCAUGGUUUUGAUGAAUGAUCGAGGGUUGCUGCUACGAGAUGUGGAAUCCUUUGAAAAGAGUAUUUUAUCCGAAUUCGCAAAAGUUAGAGCGACGGCAAUGUUUCUCAGCGAGCAUCUUCCCCACGGUGACGUUUUGCCUCAUAACCUUGGCUUUGAUAAACUCUCUGGGAAAAUGACGCUGAUAGACGUUGAUGAGGGGGUCUCGAAAGCAGAGAAAGGCACAGAUCACAUUCUUAAAAGAAAGAAUGCUUAUUUCAAUGAGGAUCAGGACUGGUUCAUUGCUCUGUCUUAUCCGAAUCCUCUCAGACAGGAAGGUGCUGCUCUGUACACACAAACUCAAUUGCUUGCUUGUUUUCUUUUCUUGGCAAGGAGGGUUGAAAACCUUUCCCAAGAGUUUUUGAAAGAUUUGGGGACUGUGCGGGAAAAAGCAGAGGCCGUGGGAAAAGAAUUGGCAGAGCUAGACAGAGCUGACGCGCUUGUGAGUACAUUCAACGGAGCAAGCAUCCCAAAGGAAUUAGGAGAAAUUGAAGAAGCUGUGAUUGAUCUGAUCGACUCCGUGACAUGA